Messenger RNA from Gossypium raimondii (Peruvian cotton), 705 nucleotides. RefSeq lists its product as uncharacterized. The transcript is spliced from 3 exons. Bases 1 to 705 code for a protein of 234 amino acids. The record is from RefSeq and is a predicted model, not a curated record. Lineage: Eukaryota; Viridiplantae; Streptophyta; Magnoliopsida; Malvales; Malvaceae.
AUGCCUAAGUACGUGAAAUUCAUGAAAGAUACCUUAUCCAAUAAGAGAAGGUUAGGAGAAUUUGAAUCUGUUGCACUUACUGAAGGGUGCACAGCAAUGCUAAAGAAUAAACUGCCACCAAUAUUAGAAGAUCCUGGGAGUUUCACUAUACCCUGUUCGAUUGGAAACCAUUAUAUAGGUAACAUAUUAUGCGAUUUAGGUGCAAGUAUCAAUCUAAUGCCUAUUUCUAUUUUCAAGAAACUUCGGAUAGGAAAGGCAAGACCUAUUAUAGCCACACUACAACUAGCUGAUAAAUCAUAUGUCCAUACAGAAGGUAAAAUUGAAGAUGUACUGGAAGGUGAGUUAACCAUGAGAAUUAAUGAUCAGCAAUUGACUUUUAAUGUGUUUGAUGCUUUAAAGUGUGCAGACCCAAAUGAAGAAUGUCAUGCUGUAGAAUUUGUUGACAUUGAAUUUGAUUUGGAAAUCAAAGAUAGGAAAGGAAGUGAAAAUCAAGUGGCUGAUCACUUGUCACGACUGGAAGUAGAGAAUGAGUAUGGUGAGAGUCAAAUGAUUAAAGACGAAUUCCCUAAUGAGAAAAUAUUGUUGGCUAUGGCAUUGCCAUGGUAUGCUGAUAUUGUUAACUUUCUAGUCAAUGGGUUGUUGAUACCUGUGAUGAAUUAUCAGGGACAAAGGAAAUUCCUUCAUGAUGUCAAGCAAUAUUACUAG